GGAGAGACUCGCAUGUGGUCGUGCUUGUUGAGCUGUCAGGAAUAUAGACGUAAAUUUCUGCUUUAAUGAUAUUCCGAAAUUUUGUUAACGUUGUAGUGAUAAUACAGGAAAUGUAUUCAUCAUACUGUGAUUUGCUAUCCUGUUGAUUAAUCUGAUUUAAUCUGGCUGACUUGACAAUGUUGAUAUACCCGUCAAAGCAGCACAGUCGCGCUUUGAGUCGAUUGAGGAGUGUCACUAGUAGAGCAGAUAGAAAGUGAAGAAGACUAUGAGAAAGAACAAAGUUGGAUGAACCAUUGUCAAGAAGAAUUUAUGGUAGAGAUGUUAAAGCUUGAAGCACUGUUGACUGACGAGGUAGAUGUAGUAAAUACACCGAUUACUACUGAUAAGGUAGAGAUCACCGGCAGAAACCAUAGGAUCAGCAAUUGUUCUAGAAAGAAGGCAUGAGGAGAGAAAGUUGGAGAACAACUGUGUAACCGGUUUCACCACAAGCUUCUACGUCAAGUUUCUAACAAAGAGUGUUGGGAGCAAUAAUGUAGGUGAGCAGAGCCAAGGCGGACCGUUAUUGUGCGUAUUACACGUUGAAGUUGUGUCGAAGAACAGGAGCCACGUUGCCAAUGUUAUGCUGGACUUGGGGUCUCAAGGCACCUUUUGUACGAUCAGAAUUUGCAAGUAAAUUAGGAAUCAAGGGGAAAGAAGUAGCGGUAUCUAUUACGAAGGUUGGUGGAUCUGAGGAAACAUUUUACACAAGGCUAUUCGAUCUCAAACUUUGCGGCAAAAACCGUGACGUGAUUCACAGCAUUCAAGCUCUCGAGAUGGAGAAAAUAAAUGAGGUAGAAAAGGUGAAUGUUGAAGAUUUGGAGAGAUCCUUCAAGAUGCAGAAUGCCUUCAAGAGAAGCGGAGGUCUUAUUGAUAUUGUGAUUGGUGUUGAUCAUGCUCAUCUGAUGACGGCAGAAACGAAGAAGUCAAGGGGCUUAGUUGCACUAAAUUCACCAUUGGGUUGGGCUGUGUUCGGUGGCAAGGCAGGCGACGGAAUGAUGAGUAGAGUGAUGAAUGUCAUGAUAAACAAGCCUGUGAACCUGGAUGACUUCAGGAAGGUAGAAUCCAUGGGUGUAGACGUUGGAAAAUUUGAUUGCAAUGCCAAGUUAAAUGCAAUGGAAGAUAUGGAGGCCAAGGUUAUUGAAGACUCGAGUGGUAGGAAACCAAUGGCGUAUUCCGUAUCCAUGGGCUAAAAGUCCAGCGCAUCUGACCAAUAAUCGAGGUCAAGCUUUGAAGAUGUUAAGUGGACUUGAAAGGAGAUUGGCGAAGAAUGAAGAGCAUGCUGAAGCCUAUAGACAACAAAUGAAUGAGAUGGUAGAGAGAGGUUUUGCACGCAACUUAAGCAAAGCGGAAUUGCAAGGAUAUAGUGGACCUGUACAUUACCUCCCUUUGGAAAAUACCACAGUGUGUACACAGUGUGUACACACUGUGUUCACAUAGAGUCCACACAGUGAACGCUGUGUUAACUCUGUGUUUUUGAAUUACAUACAUUGAACACACUGUGAAAACUUUGUGAAUUUACGGGAUACACAGUGUGAAUAGAAAUCACAGUGUGUUUAUACAUUAAGCACACAGUGAACUCAUUGUGAUUUUAAGGAAUACAAAGAGUAGAAGAAAUCACAGUGUGUUUAAACAGACACACUGUGAACACAGUGUGGUUCAGUGUGUUAUGUAGUGAAACACAUUCAUCAAACUUACAGCCUGAAAAUUGCUGUGGUAAACAUGAUAUAUAUAAUAUAUAGAUAAAUCAUCAAAGGUGCAUAUACAG
Messenger RNA from Anneissia japonica, 1804 nucleotides. RefSeq lists its product as uncharacterized. Bases 615 to 1229 code for a protein of 204 amino acids. The record is from RefSeq and is a predicted model, not a curated record. The transcript has 4 exons. Lineage: Eukaryota; Metazoa; Echinodermata; Crinoidea; Comatulida; Comatulidae.